AUGGCCAAAUCGGCAUAUAGGUUGGUAGGAUCCACUGUCCCUCUUCUGGUCGACCAUGGAGACCAGGCGCAGAAAUCAAUGACUAGCGUAACGCGUUUCACAACGCGUCAAUCGAGGCCAAGGAAGCACGCAAGCUAUGGUGUCACGUCUGCAUGGGCCGGAUCGCGGUGCGACGAUGGUCCCCAGCGUAGUGGGGCGUGCGUGCAUUGCUGCCUUAUCAGAUCGAAAUUAUCAGAUGGAGUUGAUCCGAGUGAUCCGAGAUGCAGCCGAGGCAUUAUGCGCGUGCAUAACUUACGCGCCUCGCGUUUUGGGAGCUCGAUGAUCGGCCUUUUGAUUCUGAAGAAAAGCAGUUUGAAUCGAAGUCAACCUGGCUCCAUGUACCACGAUCGACGGUUCACGCGUCUCGGACAACAUUUCCAAGCAAGGCGGAGAUCUGAUUCAGCCGCCUGGAUGCAAUUGGAACUUGGCGCAGGACAAAUACCUGCCUCUUCCUGCGCGGGGUGGCUUGUUGUUGUGGGUCUUGGGGCCACUCAGAGCGCGUUCUGCUUCAAACGCGUGCGCUCAGGCGCCCGUCGCGUCUAA
This is a messenger RNA of Paraphaeosphaeria sporulosa, 582 nucleotides long. RefSeq lists its product as uncharacterized. The transcript is spliced from 3 exons. NCBI's taxonomy places the organism in Eukaryota, Fungi, Ascomycota, Dothideomycetes, Pleosporales, Didymosphaeriaceae. The coding region runs from base 1 to 582 and encodes 193 amino acids. The record is from RefSeq and is a predicted model, not a curated record.